AAGGACGGAAGAGGCCCUGCGGAGGCGGUGGUGCAGCGCUCCGGUGGAAUGAACUGUACUUGUUGAAUAUUUCCUGGCUACUGGUUGGAAUCACUUUCAAAAGAAUCAUUUUUGCCUGUGUGGAAGCCACAUAGUGGCAUAUUUAAUUAUAUAUAUCCAAGGAUCUCAAAGCUUUUGAUUUCCUGAAGGACAUAUAUCAAAUAAGCUUCACAUUACAGCCAAAAUGGUGCUGUCCCAGCGACAACGAGAUGAACUAAAUCGAGCUAUAGCAGACUAUCUUCGUUCAAAUGGUUAUGAAGAAGCAUAUUCGGUUUUUAAAAAGGAAGCUGAAUUUGAUAUGAAUGAAGAAUUAGAUAAAAAGUAUGCUGGCCUUUUGGAAAAAAAAUGGACAUCUGUUAUUAGAUUACAAAAGAAGGUUAUGGAAUUAGAAUCAAAACUAAAUGAAGCAAAAGAAGAAUUUACGUCGGGUGGUCCUCUUGGUCAGAAACGAGACCCAAAAGAAUGGAUUCCCCGUCCACCAGAAAAAUACGCAUUGAGUGGUCAUAGGAGUCCAGUGACUCGAGUAAUUUUCCAUCCUGUGUUCAGUGUUAUGGUAUCUGCUUCAGAGGAUGCUACAAUUAAGGUGUGGGAUUAUGAGACUGGAGAUUUUGAACGAACUCUUAAGGGGCAUACGGACUCUGUACAGGACAUUUCCUUUGACCACAGUGGCAAGCUUCUGGCUUCCUGUUCUGCAGAUAUGACCAUUAAACUAUGGGAUUUUCAGGGCUUUGAAUGCAUCAGGACCAUGCAUGGCCAUGACCAUAAUGUCUCUUCAGUAGCCAUCAUGCCUAAUGGAGAUCAUAUAGUGUCUGCCUCAAGGGAUAAAACUAUAAAAAUGUGGGAAGUGCAAACUGGCUACUGUGUGAAGACAUUCACAGGACACAGAGAAUGGGUACGUAUGGUGCGGCCAAAUCAAGAUGGCACUCUGAUAGCCAGCUGUUCCAAUGACCAGACUGUGCGUGUAUGGGUUGUAGCAACCAAGGAAUGCAAAGCUGAGCUCCGAGAACAUGAACAUGUGGUAGAAUGCAUUUCCUGGGCUCCAGAAAGUUCAUAUUCUUCCAUCUCUGAAGCAACAGGAUCUGAGACUAAAAAAAGUGGCAAGCCUGGGCCGUUCUUGCUAUCUGGAUCCAGAGACAAAACUAUUAAGAUGUGGGAUGUCAGUACUGGCAUGUGCCUUAUGACUCUUGUGGGUCAUGAUAAUUGGGUAUGUGGAGUUCUGUUCCAUUCUGGGGGGAAGUUUAUUUUGAGUUGUGCUGAUGACAAGACUCUACGUGUAUGGGAUUACAAGAACAAACGAUGCAUGAAGACCCUCAAUGCGCAUGAACACUUUGUUACCUCCUUGGAUUUUCACAAGACGGCACCCUAUGUGGUUACUGGCAGUAUAGAUCAAACAGUAAAGGUGUGGGAGUGCCGUUGAGUUUCAGUUGGCCCUUCCUCCCUUUUUCCUCUGGAUGCACUCUGAUGAUACCAUGGUUACCCCAUUGAGCUCUGUUUAAAUAAAUAUUGUCCUUUCAUGUAAAUUA
Molecule: messenger RNA, 1562 nt
Organism: Jaculus jaculus (lesser Egyptian jerboa)
Lineage: Eukaryota; Metazoa; Chordata; Mammalia; Rodentia; Dipodidae
Product: platelet-activating factor acetylhydrolase IB subunit beta-like
Exons: 1
Coding region: 224-1456 (410 amino acids)
Molecular function (GO): protein binding
Source: RefSeq, a predicted model, not a curated record